Molecule: messenger RNA, 1834 nt
Organism: Malania oleifera
Lineage: Eukaryota; Viridiplantae; Streptophyta; Magnoliopsida; Santalales; Ximeniaceae
Exons: 5
Coding region: 275-1498 (407 amino acids)
Source: RefSeq, a predicted model, not a curated record
UCUUUCGUUGGAUCUUUAUCCUCUGUUAAUAUUGAGGAAUAUAAUAAUAUACGACGAAAUUGUUAUUGGUAAAACCCUAAUUUCAUCGUUCGGACUACAGGGAUUUUCUUUCUGAAGUGCUUUUAUCCGUUCAAUUCGUAGAAAUUCGUAAAAAAGUGGAACAGAUAAAGGGUUCCGCGCGUUUCAAAGUACUCUUAAAGUUUUCGGGGAAGGUGAUGAAUUCGUGUGAUCAUGUGAGUGUGCUUAUCAUCAUCUCUGCUUUUUCUCAGCUUCAAUGGGUGAAUUUGAGCUUCUUCCGCUAUGCUGUUUGUUUUCUUCUAGUGUUGUGCGCUUUUGUUUGGGGUUUUGGAUUUUUUCAGGAUGUACUUCUCGUGUUUCUUUCGUGUUUCUCAAAGUUGUGGAUCCCGUCUUGUUUGGUGUUUCCUUUUGGUUCUAUUAUGUAAAUGGUGGGGUGCCUGAGCCGGAGAUAAUGGCAUUGGUAACUCAUCAGACACAGGGUUCUUGUGCAGCAUUUCCCUCAAGUUCUCUGUCAGGGACCAAAGGCACAAAGUUGAGACGACAGUUUGUAACAACACUUCACUUGGUUAAAAGAAGAGAGUGCUGUAACUCAUUAAAGUGCAGUUUUUGUCUGAGGCUGCCUUCUGUUCGACGGUCAAAUGGAAAACCUUUAAAAAUUUCAGCCUUCAAAGGUAGUGCUCAAAAUGAUGAGACAGGAGGCAAAGCCAAUGCGUCAAAGUUCCCCAAGAAUUCUAUUGAGCUUUCCUAUGCACCACAAGAGAGUGAAGAAAGUGUCAAGGAAUCUCCAAAGGUGCAGAAUGCCCCACUUUCCUAUUCCUCUGAAGGGAAUGAGACAAUGGCUGGAUCUGCUGCCAUACAUAACCUGUUCAAGAAAUGGUUGACAAUGUUGCGCACGCAAUCACCGAAUAAUGUGGCUGGUGAGAUUUUAGGGGGCAGAUCACCACUGAGACAAACUUCAGAAGCUCAAAAUGGGAACCAGCAAAAGAAAAAAAAUGAGAUUUGGAAGGCAGUUUGGUUCUACUUUCUGGGUUUGGAUGUAACCAUAAAGAUACCCUUGCUAAUAUUCAUUCCUUUGUACUUGGCAGUUAAUGUUUUUCAUGGGGCUGAUGUUUCUAAGGAGUUAGUUCCUUUGUGGGUUUUUGGGCCACUGAUCAUUGCACUCUACAUCAAGAUGCUGCAGGGGAUAUGGGCACUCUAUGUCUUCUCCUUCAAACAGACAGUUACCGUGGCAAGAAACCUUCCCACUUACUACCUUUUGGUCCAUAAUUAUGUUGCCCAAGGGAAGUUGAAACAUGACAUUCGAGCUUGUUUUUGGCAACCUGUGGUGGAUCUUAAGAACAUGGACUACAAAGAAUUUUGGAGAAGGAAGCUGAAAGUUUUGCAAGAGUGGGUGGUGGAGAAGUACCAGGAUUAUGUGGAAUCAAUAUGGCCUCAUUACUGCCGAACAAUCAGGUUUUUAAAGAGGGCUAAUCUCAUCUAGAUUUUAUGGCUGUAAUUUGAAGCAAGACCCGGGGGAGAGCAGGCAGUGGGGUGUCUAUAAUCGAAGAGGUCUUUCUUAAAAUGUCUCAGGAGGCAGAGAUUAAACGAAGCUGGAAACCCCAUUUUGGUCUCGGGUUCUCUCAAGUCUUCUUUAGGAGGUUCAAGAUUACCACAUUUAGAGUGGUUUGAUUUCUGUAAUAUUUUUUUUGGAAAGCAAUUAUUUCUCAUUCUUCCAAGUUUCAAAAUGAUUAUUGUUUUCCCCUUUCUUCUGCAUUCACUUGUACCCACUGUAUUCUGAGGUUCCAUAAUGCGAAAAAUGGAAAUGGUUACAACUGUA